Molecule: messenger RNA, 2522 nt
Organism: Miniopterus natalensis
Lineage: Eukaryota; Metazoa; Chordata; Mammalia; Chiroptera; Miniopteridae
Source: RefSeq, a predicted model, not a curated record
AAAAUGAAUCCAAAUAGCCUACUCUGUUUUAUUACUGGAAAUGGAUUGGUCUUUUUUUUUUAAUUAAGCUGAAAAAUAAGCAGUAACUUCAUCUCAACUUAGCAAGUUUCUGAUAAAAUAAAUGUUUUAGGCAUAUGCUGCAUUAAGAUAUCUUCAGCAAAUUCCUGUUUUUUUCCAGUUUCUUGUGCAUGCAAAUGCAUUAUUUAUUAAUAGUGAAAUAAUUUUUAAUUAAACUUUAAAUUACCUAUCUUUUCUGAUUUACCUAGGACUGACUUCUUCAGUGUUUAAAGUCCAAGAAAAAUGGCAAAUAUGGACAGCGACUCUAGGCAGCUUCUCAUCCCUGAAGUAGAUGAUGAAGUACAACCUGGACCCAUGAAUAUCCAGUUUGAUUCAUCAGAUCUAAGAUCCAAAAGGCCUUUCUACAUAGAGCCCACGAACAUCGUCAGUGUGAAUGAUGCCACUCAGAGGGCCAGCGACUGCGCCUCCGCCAUGAACAAGAGGAUCCAUUACUACAGCCGGCUCAGCGCUUGUGCGGACAGGGCGCUGGUUGCCCCCGACCACGUGGUCCCAGCGCCGGAAGAGCGCUACGUGUACAGCCCGCUGGGCUCCGCCUACAGGCUCCAGAGCUGCUGCGAAGGGCACGGGAAGAACAGCAGCGUGGUGACCAUUUUUAUGAUUUGGAAUACCAUGAUGGGAACAUCUAUACUAAGUAUUCCUUGGGGCAUAAAGCAGGCCGGAUUCACUACUGGAAUAUGUGUCAUCAUGCUGAUGGGCCUUUUAACACUUUACUGCUGCUACAGAGUAGUGAAGUCCCGAGCCAUGAUAUCGUCAGUGGACACCACUACCUGGGAGUAUCCAGAUGUCUGCAGAUACUAUUUUGGCUCUUUCGGGCAGUGGUCAAGCCUUCUCUUCUCCUUGGUGUCCCUCAUUGGAGCAAUGAUCGUUUACUGGGUGCUCAUGUCUAAUUUUCUUUUUAACACUGGAAAGUUUAUUUUUAAUUUUAUUCAUCAUAUUAAUGAUACAGAUACUACGCUGAGUACCAACGACAGCAACCCUGUGACCUGUCCAGGUGCAGGGAGUGGCCGCCUGGACAACGGCUCUGCGAUCUUCUACGGCAACGACACGGAGCUGCAGCAGCUUGAGAAGUGGUGGAGCAAGUCCAGGACGGUGCCCUUGUACCUCAUUGGCCUCCUCCUGCCGCUGCUCAAUUUCAAGUCACCAUCUUUCUUCUCCAAGUUUAACAUCCUAGGCACAGUGUCCGUUGCCUACUUGAUUUUCCUUGUCACCUUGAAGGCAGUUCGCUUGGGAAUUCAUCUGGAAUUUCAUUGGUUUACGCCAACAGAGUUUUUUGUACCAGAGAUAAGAUUUCAGUUUCCGCAGCUGACUGGAGUGCUCACCCUGGCUUUCUUCAUUCAUAACUGUGUUAUCACACUUCUGAAGAACAACAAGAGCCAGGAAAACAAUAUGAGGGACUUGUCCAUCGCCUACAUGCUGGUGGCAUCGACCUAUCUCUAUAUCGGGGUCCUGGUUUUCGCUUCAUUUCCUUCACCGCCUUUAUCCAAGGAUUGUAUAGAACAGAACUUUUUGGACAACUUCCCCAGCAGUGACAUCCUGUCCUUCAUUGCGCGGAUUUUCCUGCUGUUUCAAAUGGUGACCGUGUACCCGCUCCUGGGCUACCUAGCCCGGGUCCAGCUGCUGGGCCAUGUCUUUGGGGACCCUUAUCCCAGCGUUUUCCACGUGCUGGUUCUGAACCUGGUCAUUGUGGGGGCCGGCGUGACGAUGGCCUGCGUGUACCCGAACAUAGGCGGGAUCAUCAGAUAUUCGGGAGCAGCCUGCGGCCUGGCCUUUGUGUUCAUCUAUCCAUCUCUCAUCUACAUAAUUUCCCUCCGCCAAGAAGACCGUCUGACGUGGCCCAAAUUAGUCUUCCACGCUGCCAUCAUCAUUUUGGGCCUGGCCAACCUGAUCGCUCAGUUUUUCAUGUGAAACACUCCGCCGUCUGCUCAAGGUCUUCCGUGGUAUUUUGAACUUUGACAACAGUCCCGUAGCAACGCACUUGGAAAUGCUCCUGUUGCCACAGUUCUGAACGUCUCCCUAAGAUCAUUUGAAAACAAGGGCGACAGCCAUCCACUCCUAAGUGAUUCUGGUUAGAGUGGGGAAGGGACAGUAAGAACCGUCUUUCUCUCUGCCUGUUCCAUACUCUCCCACUUCCUCUUUGCACUGUCUGUUCUGAAUAGAAUGUCUGCCCUUAGGAAGGAUCACGCUGUGUUUUGCUUUUAGACAUGAGGCGGGUGGGUACGUUUUGGCUACAAUGAAGAUUCUCAGGGCGCCACACAGCCGUGCACUGCCAGGCCUGUUUCUGUGUCAUGUUUCAUGUAUUCACUUUCAUUUUUUUACUUGCUAGGCCGUUGUUGCAGUUUGCCAAAACCUUUACUGUUUGGGACAGUAAACCAAAUACCUCAUUUUUAAAAAGAAAUCUCUGUGACAUCAGUGUUAAUAGAGUGAAUUUUUAAUCAUGUCCUCAA